Messenger RNA from Danio rerio (zebrafish), 3546 nucleotides. Lineage: Eukaryota; Metazoa; Chordata; Actinopteri; Cypriniformes; Danionidae. The record is from RefSeq and is a predicted model, not a curated record.
UCCAAACAUACGACUCGGAUAUGCUGUUCUCAACUCUAAACCCGCUCAGGAAUGAGUAGCAGCGGAUACGCGGCCGUACACAACUAUUUCAGUCGUUACUGCGCACGUUAUGCAUGCAAUUUCGUCCUACCUAAAAGCACGCUAAAGUGGCUCGUCAGUUCACUAGGAGUAUCAUGUAACAGGACACUGGCUGGCCCCGGCUUGUGAAGCAGGAGCGAAGAGCUAUCAAUCCCCGGACCACCGUUAUUCGGUGUGUGUUGAGUCCAGAGAGCGCUGCUGAGGCAGGGGAACCGCUGCUCUAAUGCUGCCCUGACCGCACCGGCUAUUUUCACGCGGUAUCUUGUUUUCGUCCGAACACCAGAUCAGGUUUUACUGCGGGACAAGAUGUUGCAAGUGCUGGUUUGCGGCGUUGUGGUCUUCCCCGGUCUCUUCUUCACUUUUAGAAAAGUGCUUCCGUCCAUUUUUAAGCGGUGGACAGAUGCCGACGUCGUGCUGGUCAGCGAGAGGCUGGUGUCGUCUAUUCACGCUGUUAUGGCCACUACAGUUGGCAUCAUCGUGGUGUCCUCGUGCAAAGACAAUGUGAUUAUGGACCGGCACUGGCUGACCACCUAUUUUGUCAUCUGGUACGGUGUUCCCUACAUGUCAUAUGACAUCUUCGCCAUGUACCUCAGCCAUUACUAUCGCUUCAAGGUCAAAGGUCACAAAGACUACAAGCACCACUCUCUGCGAACCAUCAACUCAUUUGUGUGGAAAGAGUUCCUCCUGGUGCUCCAUCACAUUGCGCUCCUCACCAUCCUGCUGCCUGUGACUCUGUUCUUCAGGAAGGACCAGGGCGAUUACUUCAUUGGCUGUCUGUUCCUCACAGAGCUCAGCACUCCUUUUGUUUCACUGGGCAAAAUCCUCAUUCAGCUGGGCUUGCAGGACUGCUGGCUGCACAAGUUUAACGGCGGCAUGGUUCUGCUAAGCUUCUUCAUGUGCCGCAUUGCGCUCUUCCCCUACAUGUACUGGGCCUACAGCUCACACUACGGCAUCCCGCUCUACAGCGUCCCCUUCCACCUGCCGCUCGCCACCAACGUGGGCAGCGUCUGCAUCCUGGCGCCGCAGGUCUACUGGUUCGUCCUCCUCUGCCGUAAAGGCUACCGGCUCUACAAGCGGCAGCGAGACGCUCAGAACCAGAGCUCUCCGCUGUCCUCGCCAGAUAUCUCCAAGGCCGACUAGUGAAGUGCUGUCUUCAUCUAGAACAAACAAUCAACCGACGUCACAGCUGAAGGUUACGACACUUACAGUACAACAAGACCUCAUCUUAGAAUUACCCUGUUUCACUCAUAUCUGCUUUAUAUUCCAUUCACGGUGACGUUCCACCUGCAGGGAGCGUGUGUUAGGUCAGUUAUUGAGGGCCGGGAGCUGCUUAUUCCUCCUCAGAUUGGAGUAUCUGUUACAGUCUUUGAAUGUCAUUGGAAUUCUCUGUUACUUUAAUGUGUUUUGAUUUUGUCCCGUGUGAAAUUCUGCCCCCCGUGUGCUCGAAGCACAAAAACACGCUGGUUUAAAUGAGGGAAAUGAAUCCGAUUCAUCAGAUUAAAACCCACAGAGUUUCACAUCCAAGCAACAUUUCAGAUCACUUCCCACUCGACGCCGAUCUCCAUGGCCGCAGUGCUGCUGUUCCUGUUUACAGCUCAUUAGAGUUGUGUGAAUGUGUUUGCACACACACUGCCCUGCUGUGACUGUUUACACUCCUAUAACACGCACCGCCCUUUACGCUCUGGAGGCUGCUAAUGAAUUCUGCUUGGCUUCCGCAGGACUUUCGGGAAUCCAAAAGUCCUCCCAUCCACACGGGGGCAGUAGAAAGCCGGUCCUUCCGUUUACACAGGACUUGAGUCUAUAGGGGGAUGGGGGUCUAAAGAGCGAGCACAUAACGCUUGGCAUAUCUUUUAGGCCACAUUAUGCCCAAAGGCAUCUCCGGGCAGUAGUCAAAGCAAUAACGCGGGGCUUCGAAGCAAGGGAUUGCGAAGGGGUAGUGGGAGAACCCAUGUGAACACAUGGAGAAGUUGCACGCCAGCCUACUCUGAUAGGGCUGGGAUCCUACAGUCUUGGGAAGAUGGAAAAUAUCAGGGAAUUUUACAUUUGUGUGGAAGAGUCAUCAUUUCUGUAGUCCCGUCAUUAUUUUUAGCCCUUUUAUUAUUUCAAAAAUCUCCUUUUAUGACUUCUGUCAUUAGUUUGGUCCAGUAAUCGUGGAUAUCUGUUAAAGGAUCACGUCUGUGAGUGUGAAAUGCUCAUUUUCUAUUAUCGUUUCUAAUAACUGAGCCUGCAGUUUGAGUUGUAGAUAAAUAAUUGUAUUUAAUUACGUUGAUGAGUAUCGCGGUGACACUGGGUGAUUUUGUUGGGUCGUUUCUAGGGAUAAUCUGUUGCGUGUGAGAGCUUGUGUACGUGUGGGCUUAGCAAGGAACUCAAAAACCUUUGUUUUAGGGCUUUUAACACAGCCUGAAGCAUCUUUCAUAAUACAUUUAGUGAAUGCUGGAUGCCAUAUAAAUGCAUCUUAGGAGGUUUUUUUUUCUUCUAGACUCCAUUAAGCACUUUCAGAAGUGCAGAACCGUCAGAUUAAAAUGUAGCUCAGUGUGUACCCAUGCACUCUUAUUUAGUGUGUUUCUGAGACAAACUGGACCUAAAGGUUGCCUUUAGCAAGUGUGCGCGUGUGUGUGUGUGUUUGUGUGUGAGAGACGGAGACUUAUAUAACAGUGUGUAUAAGCGCCCAGCUCACUUUCUAGGAGGUUGAACGGGGUCUUUGCUGGACUGAAAGAGAGAGAAUGUGUGUUUUUGCUCUCCCUUUCGAAAGCUUUAGUACUUUUCAAAACUAACUAUGCAGUCUUGCAGUCUUUCAAGCUGCUGCUUCUUUUUCUUACUUUCGUCGAGGCGGGGGGAUUCAUCUGGCCAUAUUAUACGUAUCUUUUUGGUUAUUCAGUAGUAUAAAAUGCUGUUAAGGUAAAUUCUUUAUUUUUAUUUUCAGGAAAGACAUUUGUUUUGGAAGAAAAAUCCAUAAUCCAGCACCCAACAAGCAUUUAAAAUCAAAUCUAUGGGCAUUAGUAGUUGUUUGUCAUUCCUUUGCUGCUAUAACACUUACAUUCUCAACCCUCCCGCACAAUUCAGUUGCAUUUCAUUGUUUGAAUGAAGUGUUCUAGCAUUAGAGGUCCACAAAUGUUUGGCUUUGUAGUCCAUGUUUCAUGAACUGUAGUUUCAAAACAUAACGAUUUUCCAGCAGGGUUUAUUUAUCCCACGCUUGACUUUUAAAUCGAUAAUCUCUUUUUUUUUUUGUCGGAAUUAAUAGUCUAAUGUCUUCAAGGCCUCCUCUCUCAGCUCAGGGUUUGAUAAAGAUAAUAUCAUUUAUUAUUUAGAGAUGAAAGAUGAGACUGUGAUUUACAAAAGGAUUUACAAAAGACACAUUUAUAUAUUUGAAAAUACUUUUGGGGCUUGGUUGACCAAAGAUACCUUGGCACUUUUUUUGUUUUGUUUUUUGGUCUGAGAUCCACUUCAUUGCCUUUCCCUUGUUGGCCA